AUGUCAAGGCCUGAAGACAUAGGUGUCGUGAGACGCACCUUUACACAACUAUUCCGAGAUGCAUAUCUAGAGAAGAGUCACAAUAGAAUAAUUCCUUUCGCUGAGAACAAUACGGCCCAAUCCGAUCUCUAUCUGAUAAUAGAUCUCACGGAUAGUAAUAAUACUUCGCCACAAGAUAUUAGCAAGAAGCUAAUCCUCACUUUACUCCAAUGUGCGGCAAGGCUCUACGAAGGCGACGUGGACGCCAAGGAAGAGGCGAAAAAUCUCAUUAAAUGCAAGGAAUUUCGGACAAUCCUGAGUGUCGGGAUUCAAGAUAAACUUUCACAGGAUUUGUAUGAACAAAGCAUAGCGAGUAUUAGAGACGAAGGACCAACCGCGGAAAAUUCUAUUAAUGCCAGCUUGCUUUCUGCAAAACGAAAUAAUGCAGCCCGUCAAGUGGGCAGCAAAACAACUAUUAUCGAGAAUAUUGCUUCUUUGUGCUACAGCAAGCUUAAUACACUACAAAAUAGCUGUGAAAGCGCCAGGAUCGAUGAGUCAUUCAUGUUCGGUAACUUUACGACGCUUGUGGGAGCCUUGAGCUUUGUUGAGAUGUAUUGGCUUGUUAUUAUCCUUCCUUCUCUCUUCCAAUGGCCAGACGAAACCAGUGGCGAUGCUAAAGCAUCAGACCACAAACUGGUUGCGCGAUAUGGGAUCUCAUUACCUAAUUCCGUUAUUGCAUGUCCCUUGGGAGAGGCAGACCCUGCGGGUUGCGGCGAUGAUAGAAUUUCGAAUCAUGGAUCUGUCUCAUCCCUAAGCCUCAGCCCGAACUUUGACUUGAGCUUCCUUGACGACGACGACGAAGAUGAUGCUGCCGAGAUCUUCCGAUUAAGUCCAGAGCCCUGGAAUAAUUCAUCGACUAAUAAGCUACCUCUCUUCCAUGGUACUGGAUUGGUGAGCAAGGAGUUCCACGGCGACUCAGACCUUGCCUUGGCCUCUCCUUUGGUGAACUCUUCCAAGGUUACCUUCCGAUACGAAGAGUCCGAACAGCAGUCUGCGAUAUACCCUUCCAUUGACGCACAGAUUGACGGAGAGCUGUUGCGAUUAUUUGGGAAUAUAAAGCUCCAAGUGGGAGGCACAUAUAGCAUUCACCAGAGAUUAUCACACCUCCUUGAGGACCCAGUGCUCAUACAGGGUUGGUUGAAAACACUCCAGGAAAGCACGAUAGAACGGUGCAACUUUGCGACGACCCCAACUUUGAUAUCUGUGUUCAAGAAUGUUAUUGUUGCAGGGGACAGAAAUGGUGGCCACAAAGAGGACCAGAUUCUCUCGACGAUCCUAGAGGAGUCUGAAGAGCGAGCAGAGCCGGAAGGGAGAAGCAAGGAAAGGGAAAAUGAAGCCAAUCAGGUGGGGCUCAAGACAGUAGACCUAUCGUUCAUUGAGCUGCCUUGCGUUCUUGAGAAGCAAAAACUCCGGGAAGUAAGAUACCGCUUAAAUACAAUCCAAGUGCUAGGCUGGGAUGAGUUUUGGAAACGAGCCAAAGAAGGCAACUCGAUACUAGCCGAUGUUUUCGCCACCAUUCUCUGGAUAGCCGAGGCGGUAGAGGCGGUUUGUAAAUCACCUAACCUGACUUCAUUCCAAUUGAUCUCUAUUCAACUAGACCCAAUAUCCGUCGAGCUUGCCCUAUGGUUCUCGAGAGGAGAUCGUUCCGCUGAGGCCAUUCUUCGGAUACGAGAUCAGCUUCUUAGUGUCUUACGAAGAGUCGGAGUUACUGAAACAGAAUUCUUAUCUGUAGUUAAUAAUUUCGCUACCGGCUUCGGUAAUGUUAAAAACAAAGAAACUCUUUGUCGGAUGGUCCACUGGCUUGGCGAAAAGGGAGAAUACCGAACUUUGCUGGCUGGAUUUGUGCCAGCAGGAAUUUCAGGAAAGGACAAGAGGGGUAAUUCCAAAUUUGCAUAG
Hyaloscypha bicolor E is the source of this 1935-nucleotide messenger RNA. RefSeq lists its product as uncharacterized. The transcript has a single exon. Lineage: Eukaryota; Fungi; Ascomycota; Leotiomycetes; Helotiales; Hyaloscyphaceae. The coding region runs from base 1 to 1935 and encodes 644 amino acids. The record is from RefSeq and is a predicted model, not a curated record.